GUUUCUGCCAGCGUAAUUUUCUACGUAUCAAUUCAAAACUGCACCAUGAAGCACGUCCUCGUGAAAUGGGAGAGCGAGGACACGUGGGACGUGUAUCCUGUGAAGAGGAUCGCCGAUAUAGCAAUUGGAAUGGAGCUGCUUCGGGACCCGGCCAGCGCACUACAAAAAUUUUGGGAUGUCGUUGUCGACAUCGUGUGGCAGCCUGGAAAGCCACCAGCACCUGCCAGGAUUCUAGCUGUUGGAAGUCAGGCCUCCAUGGAAAAAAAAAGAAACAGGCUGGCACUGGAGGCUGCCGAGACUGACAGCUCAGCCACUGGUGCAAAGGUAAAUGUCAGUUCUUACUUUAAAUAGUAAUUUCCAAGUAACUGAGCUUUAAUAUGUUUGUAACCUGCACACUAACGAGCUUAGAAGUCAAUUGUUUGCUUGCUUUCUUGGAGUGUAAUUCAGGGUUCUGGCAUUGUCUUUCUUUUUUGUUUUUAACCUGAUGGCUGUUUGUUUCCCAAAACUAUUUCAUUCAUAACC
Dermacentor silvarum is the source of this 522-nucleotide messenger RNA. RefSeq lists its product as uncharacterized. NCBI's taxonomy places the organism in Eukaryota, Metazoa, Arthropoda, Arachnida, Ixodida, Ixodidae. Bases 46 to 351 code for a protein of 101 amino acids. The transcript has 2 exons. The record is from RefSeq and is a predicted model, not a curated record.